Molecule: messenger RNA, 2040 nt
Organism: Suillus clintonianus
Lineage: Eukaryota; Fungi; Basidiomycota; Agaricomycetes; Boletales; Suillaceae
Exons: 4
Coding region: 1-2040 (679 amino acids)
Biological process (GO): protein phosphorylation
Molecular function (GO): protein kinase activity
Source: RefSeq, a predicted model, not a curated record
AUGGGCAAGGAGAUAAAAGACCAUGUUGUUGGCCCGAUGCCAGUGGAGGACUUUCUAGACGAGUUCCUGCCGAAUCCGAAAAACCAUGACCCCUCGGACUUCACUUCACUCUUCACUUCGGCCUCCAACGCUGAAGCAUUCAACAUACAAUCCGUUAAGAGAGAGGAGGCUGCUUACGAUUUAUUCAUCAACGGCAUAAAACCCUUCGCCCCCCAACUAUCAUUUGUGAACUCGUCCAACCGUGCAGACACGAAGAACUGUUCGGCCUUCACAUUCAACGUCAAGCCGGAUGUUUGUGUAUACGCCGACGGAACAUCUCAAGGCUGCGAUAUCUCCAAACUCGAAGUCAACGUCGAAUUCAAAUGGAAUGAUGGAUAUGACGCAUUCAGCAAAGAUCCUGGGCCUGAUACGCAUAUUGUAUCUGUGACCGAGAAGGCCUUCGAUACAUUGGGCCAGAUAACGAGCUAUGCUAGCGCUCAGCUCGGCGCUCAAUAUCGCACCCGCAUCAUCAGAUGGGACAGGGAGGGAGCUAUCGUUACGGACGCCUUCAAUUACAACGACCCACACUUAGCCGACUUCUUCUAUCGUUAUGCGCGAGCAUCGCCUGAGAUGUGUGGCGUUGAUACUUCUGUCACGCCCGCUAGCACCGAGGAUGCUGCUCUUGCAAGGGAGGCCUUGAAACUUCCCACCGCUACGCGCAUGUUCAAAGUUGCAGUUCCUGAGGAUCCUGCUGUUGAGGACUCUGGCUGGUUGACGUUGAUUAUUCCCCAGCCUGUUGCAAAGGGUUUUCCACCUGUUGGCCGCUGGACUCGCACGUGCCCUGCAUUUGAUCUCCUGAACCAGAAGGUCGUAAUGUUCAAGGACUCGUGGCGCGUGUCGAUAAAGGAUGUCCUACCGGAAGGCGAAACUUAUAAAUUAUUAAAGUUACACAAAGUUCGCAAUGUCGCAACAUGCAUUGCAUUUCACGAUGUAAUCCACCCUAUCCCUCAGCAAAACACCCAGACUGCUAAGUUUGGAAGCGCCGAAUGGGCGUGUCCCAACAGGGAUGUCGCCAAGAAGCUCAUCACUCCGCAUACUCUUCACCGCCUGGUUCUUGAUAUUGUGGGCGAGAAGUUGAACGACUAUGCAAGAUCUCAUCAACUUGUCCAGUCUAUCCGCGAUGCGUUGUUUGCUCACAAGGAUGCGUACGAAAACGCAAAAAUCUUACAUCGAGACCUCAGUGUCGGGAAUAUCGUUAUCUACCGAGGAGUGGGCUUCCUUAUCGACUGGGACCUAGCAAAGUUGCUCACUAUUAGGGGUUCUCGACAAACGACUCGCACAGGAACCUGGCAGUUCAUGUCUGCUCACCUUGUCAAGAAUGGGACCGCCAUCCAUGCUGUUGAGGACGACCUCAAAUCGAGCUUCUACGUCGUUCUGUGGACGGCUUUGAUGUACGCGUCAAGCUACAUGAGCAUCGUUGACCGGACGCAAUUCAUCGCGCAUACCUUCGACGCUGAUCCACUGCAGGGGUCUGGAGGAUCCGCGAAAUCCAAUUUCCUCGUCGCGAACACCGACCUCCCACAAGAUAUAUUUGUCGGCUGCAAGCCACUCGACAAUCUUGUCAUUGAACUCGCUCAAUUUUUCUCGCAUAGAUACUCCAAGGUCCGCCCUGAAGACCGGGCGUCACUUGCAAAAUGGCAGAUUACACUGGAGAAUGCUUUGGCCGAAGGGGUGGAGGGGGAUGAAUGCACGGCUGCAAAUCAAAUGGUGAUAGAUGUCGUACAAAACUUCAUGCUGGAGUCGCCUGCUUACAGGAAGGACAUGGGUAUGAAGCUCCUGCACUUGCACGAUUCUGUCAUCCAGAUCUACAACAAGCACCUUGAGUCACCCGGUUGGCCUGACCAAGACGCGGCCAGACUGCAACCACUGUGUUACUUUGCGCGCUGCAUCUUCGUACAUACUGUGAUACAUUUUUCGUAUACAAUUUUCGUAUACAACAUUACUGAUCCUGCGAAAUCUCAUACACCAUCAUCUCUUUCGGCCAAGAACGCGUGCAAUUGA